AUGGACCGAUUAUUGCCUCGUCAUAUCCAAGAUGCGGAUUCGCCUACAGCCUCACAGGAGGCCAUACGGUGAGUGACCCGCAGGUACGUUGAAUAUUGCUUGGUGGUCGUUGCCUGCCCAACAUCUCCAUUUUAGUAAUAAACUAACCCAAAGUCUAGCCAACCUUCCAGUCGCCGCGGCUGCUGACGUAACUGCCCCUGUGAAGAACCGAUAAUGCCAGCUGAGAGACACGGCCCAGUCGACAGCCCUGACUGUCCUCGGUUGCGCACGUUGCCAGCAUCAAGACUGGUUCGAUGAAAACGAUGUCGCCGUCAAUGAUCUGCUGGCCAUAAAGAACCGACUGCACAAAGCCUACGUCAACCGCCCCACCGACGACAUCAAAGCAGCCUUCUACCAUAGUCACCGCCUUGUGCAACAACGGCUGUGCGGGAUGCAGGACGCUUGGACGGCUCGCAAGGCCGAGAAGAUCCAAGGGUACGUGGAACUCAACGAAUGGAAGAAUUUCUUCUCCGCGAUCAAGGCUGUCUACGGUGCGCCAACCAAAGGUGCUGAACCCCUCUUCAGCGCUGACGUCAGCACCCUACUCACCGAGAAGACACAAAUUCCACAGCGAUGGGCCGAGCACUUCAGGGAUGUUCUCAACCGUCUCUCCAAAAUCUCCGACACCGCCAUUGCCCGUCUGCCUCAAGUGGAGAACAACGCCGGCCUCGACAUUCCGCCCUCUAUCCACGAAACCAUGGGGGCCUUGCAGCUCUUCACCGAGAAAGCGUCCGGAUAG
Molecule: messenger RNA, 778 nt
Organism: Spirometra erinaceieuropaei
Lineage: Eukaryota; Metazoa; Platyhelminthes; Cestoda; Diphyllobothriidea; Diphyllobothriidae
Source: the annotation of a GenBank genome assembly